AUGUCGCCAACCAACAGCGAACGAUCGAGCGCGAUCGCGUCCGUCCGGCUGCUGGUGAUCUGUUUCCUAGCGGGACAGGUCGCCGCCCUACAGGGCUACUACGGCACGAAGAUCGGUGAUCUUUCUGAGCUGCAUCAUGCCGUGUCUGGAUCGGUGUACGCCGUUGACGCGAGGACGAUCUUCUUGAAGAACUUCAACUACGACGGUGAAGGUCCAGCGGCCUACUUCUACGUGGGCAACACACGAGCCCCCAGCAAUAAGGGUGCCCACCGGUUGCGGGAUGAACGUGGCCGGGCUGGGGUCCUGCGACGAUAUCGUGGUGAGGACAUUACGCUGUCAUUGCCGGAGGGCAAGACCCUGCGAGAUAUUCGCUGGUUCUCGGUGUGGUGCGAUGACUUUUCGGUAAACUUUGGUGACGUGCAGAUCCGGAACGAUCUCGACUUUCCACGCCCGACGAAGAUCGCUGGUUUGAGUGGUGUGCAUGAUGUUGCCUCGGAUAAUAUCGUGAUUGUGGAUGCGCAGACGUUGCUCAUACCGAACUUUAGCUACGAUGGAGAAGCACCCGAUGCCAAGUUUUGGGUGGGCCGUGGUGCCGCUCCAACCUCGCAGGGCAUCCGCAUCCCGGACGAAAACGGCAAGGAAACGCCACUGCGCCGGUACGACAAGAAAACGAUCGUCCUGACGCUGCCAGGUGACCUGACCGUGUUCGACAUUGGCCACUUUGGCGUGUGGUGUGAAGCGUUCACCGUCGAUUUCGGACACGUACGCAUCCCGGACCAGAUCAACGUGCCACCAUCGCUGAAGAUGCUCGGGAUCAGCCCGCAGUCGAAGCUAAACUGUGAGGUCCUGCUGGAUGAGCUGGCGUUUGAGGUGCGAUGGGCCGUCGCUGGAGAGAGUGUCGUCGUACAGCUGGUCGCCAAGUUGGAUGAUGGCGAGUACAUGUCGUUCGGUGUGUCACCCAAUCCACAACAGAGCCAGAUGGUGGGCGCAGAUGUUGCAGUUGUUUGGGUGGACAAAGCCACCGGCAAGGGAUACGCACAGGACUACUAUCUCGACGCGAAAUCGCAGUGCUCAGGAGGCCGAGGAAGUUGUCCGGAUACGCGCAUUACCGAGAGUAGCAACUCGAUCCGGCUGUUGAACGCAGCCAUGGUGAAUGGAUACUCGAUCGUGACGUAUCAGCGGCCUCUACGUGCUUCGGAUCAUCUCGAUCUGCCGGUGUACACGAAUGCGUCACAGGCGAUCGUUUGGGCCGUUGGUCCACUCAACCAACGCUAUGAGGUGUCGUACCAUUCGCACUACUUGCGCGGUGAUAAGCUGGUCGACUUUGGCCGUCAGCCAUUCUGGAACUGUCCGACACCGGAAUCUGACCAAAAACAACCCGAACAACCUCAGAAGUUGUCGUCGUCGUCGGGAGCGUACGGUGGAGGUAAUAGGCGCGAGGACACCGGCAACAGCGUCCAGCAACAACCACAGCGGCCACAUCAGCCAGCAACGGCGAGACCUCCGGCAAAACCUGGUGCGUGGGAUAUUCCUCCAAUCCAGUGUGACGAACCGGAUGAUGGUGUGUUCUACGCGCAGAUGGGUCCAACUGGUGGCAAACAGGGUUAUCCAGCUAUUACAGGUCACGUCGGAUGGGGUUUGUCCUGGUACAUCAAUGGGCUGCUUAUUCCGGAGAUCAAUGUGGUGCGCGGCAAGACGUACACGUUCGUGGUCGAAGGUGGUCAUGAUCCGAACGUUCCGGCCAAGUAUCAUCCCUUCUACAUCACGGACGACUCUGUUGGUGGGUACGAGCAUCAGUCGGACGAAGAUCGCAAGAAUAUUCGCAUAUUCGCUGGAGUACACCGCAGCCGUAAUGGCAAGCUGCUACCGACGGGAGUAGGUCGGUUGUGUAACUGGACACCGAAUCUCGAUGGACCGCCGGCGGACGAGUACCCAUCAUUUGGAGCCUACCAGCGUAGUCUGUCGCUCAAAUGUGACGUAGGCGAACCUGGCAUCAUCACCUGGACGCCAGAUGCGGACACACCCGAUACGGUCUACUACCAGUGCUUCACGCACCGGUAUCUUGGGUGGCGUAUUAACGUACACGAUGCUUGUGAUGUGGCGCAACCGAGUGAGCUGGAUGAGGUGUUCGUUGAACCAAACGAAGGUAUCUCAGUGGAGGAGUCGAUCCGGCACGAAUCGAAGGUACUGCCGGCGGACAACUUCCUGCAACAGCACGAGAACUUCUUGCAGAAACACGAACAGGACCUGAUCAAGCACCACAAGAUGAACGCGGACGUGAAGCCGACAUUCGACAUCGAUUUGGAAGAGAACCCUGAGAUGACGCGCAUCAUCGAAGAUGGUAUUCGAGCGGCUGAAGAACUCGAGGAAAAGCUGCGUGCUAACCAGACGGUCGAGGGUGUCAAUCAGACUGUAUCCCAACAGCAACCGCAUCAGCACUCGCAUCAUCAUCACCAUCACCUGGAACACCUGCAUCCGGGUCAUCCAGGGUACUUGGUGGGUCCUGUAGGACAUCGACAUCCACCACCACCACCAUAUCCGGGAUCUGUCAAACCGAUCCUUUCAUCCUCGGGUCUACCGGUGUACCUGCGUCCUCCAAACAGUGGACCAAUGUUCCGCCCAGUUAAGCUACCCGUACGUCGUCCGAUCGGUAUCGAACGACGCCCAGUGACAAACGGUGUUAGUAGUCGACCAACGAGACCUUUUGUCAUUCCACAACCGUCGAUGAUCGUGAACCACUACCAGAAACCAGUCGCACCGCUUAUGCGCCCGUUCGUCUCGAAAGGCAAGAUGCCGAUCAAAGCGAUCGCACCGAUCCUGCUGCUUGGUGAACCGACCGAAAUCAAACCCUUCCGCAAGGGUCCAUCGGUGGAGAUGAUGGUAGCGAAACCUCCGAAACAAAUCGCACCCGUUACGUCCGAACAGCGACCGGUAGGUGGCGCUAGUGUCGCUUCCGGAUCUCCAGCAGGACCUCCAUUCGCGUUGCCCGAUAUGCCACCGCACCUGACGAUGAGCCUGAAGAAGAACGAACCAGGUCCGAUCACGUUGCCGGUUCGUCACACCAAACCCAUCAAGGAUGCGCCGGGAAAGCCGAUCGUGAAACCGAUCUUCAAGACGCCCUAUGAUGGAGGUGCUGAGUUUAAGGGCCCACUGAGUGCGUUGGCUGCGAAUCAUGGAUUCGAACCCAGCUCGGUUGUGGUUGAGAGUGGCUUCCGGCCAAUCUAUCGCCGUAAGGACGAUUACGAUCGUGAGUUUGAGGACAAUCGCGCACACGGGUUCCUGCGCCGUCAGGACGAUGACAUCGACGAAGCGAUCGAGAGUGACGCGCUCAUGAUCCACGGUCAGGACGAACCGGUACGGCAAGCGUUUGAGCCGAUGUUUAUUCCGUCUCCGCUUGACAGCAUGGCGAUGGCACACGUUAAACCGGCGGCGGCUGCAGGAUCGGCGUCCGCAGCGUCGACAGGAUCAUCAGGAUCAACGCGACGCAACGUCGAGAUCCUGCCAGACGAGACAGCCGACGUAGUGGGUGCUAGUGAACGUACUGAUCCAUUCUACCUUCCACCAAUUGGCAGCGAUGGUUCAUCCGUGGUCUCGUUCGACGGUAAAGCCGUCCUGGAUGUGUCGAUGUUAGACGGACCGACCGGAAGUGUCGCAGCAGCAGCGGCACACCAGAGUGAACCACUGCCCCCUGUUGGAUCAGGCUCUCGAGUAGAGCAGUUGUUGCGUGAAACGCCUCAAUACGGACCGAUCGCGGCUUAUCUCGCGCCUGACACGGCCGCCAUUUAUGGAACGCGUGGUUCAAGCCCAGUUCAGCCACCGGUGUCGGAAUACGCCAAUCCACUGCUUCCGGGUGGGAUUAACGCCCACGAGAGUGCUGAAUUGAAUGGAGUGGCUGGACCUGCUUCAGGAGCGAUCUCAACACGGCUCGCGAUCGUGAAACCGACCGCAAGUGAUCGCGACGAUCAGACGGCUGCGUACGAGGGCUCGGAAGAGGACGAAGAGGAGAUGGAGCGAAGUGGACGCAACAAGCGAUCACCUCAUCACCACCCGGAUCACCAGGGAGACAGCCACGACGAUGGUUGGCAGCCGAAAAUGGCGGCCGGUGGAGGCGCCCGAUGCUGGAGUAGCGCUGGAUUGGUGCUGCUGUGCAGCGUGAUCAUGAUCCGACGAACGGUGGGGUUAUAGAAGACGGUGGGGGAUCCGAGGGGUGCAGUAUUAUAGGAAGAAACGAGGAUUGAUGUGGAAGCCGAUAGGGGUAGCAUUUUACUUAAGCACGCAACGCGGAAGGAAGCGAAUGGGCGAACAGUGCCCGUUUUUUGGAAUUUAAGGACCUUUAGGAUGUGUCCGCGGUAGACGCGCUAGGUUAAGGACGCUCGUCUUUCGUCGACGUCGGAAGAGACUCGCGCGCGUGCAGGAUCUUUUCGUUGUGGGUUGUAAAUAAAGUUGAUAAUCG
Anopheles nili is the source of this 4453-nucleotide messenger RNA. It is a transcript of the gene Skeletor, whose product is annotated as protein Skeletor, isoforms B/C. The record is from RefSeq and is a predicted model, not a curated record. Lineage: Eukaryota; Metazoa; Arthropoda; Insecta; Diptera; Culicidae. The transcript is spliced from 8 exons. Bases 1 to 4185 code for a protein of 1394 amino acids.